UGGACACAGCAGAUCCCCGAUCAAUGGAAAGAGCCGAAGAUGUCGGCUCGGUCAUGUGAUCAGCUGUGUCCAAUCACAGCUGAUCACAUCAGUGCCCCCUGUCAGUGUCCAUCAGUGCCAGCUGUCAGUGCUCAUCCAUGCUACCUGCCAGUGCCCAUCAGUGCCACAUCAAUGCCACAUAUCAGUGCCUACCAGUGCACAUCAAUGCCACAUAUUGGUGCCCAUCUGAGCUGCCUUUCAGUGUCACCCAUCAGUGCCAGUCAGUGCCACCUAUCAGUGCCGCCUAUCAGUGCCAGUCAGUGCCACCUGUCAGUGUGCAUCAAUACCGCCUAUCAGUGCCGCCUAACAGUGCCAGUCAGUGCU
This is a messenger RNA of Staurois parvus, 363 nucleotides long. The record is from the annotation of a GenBank genome assembly. NCBI's taxonomy places the organism in Eukaryota, Metazoa, Chordata, Amphibia, Anura, Ranidae.